Frieseomelitta varia is the source of this 1590-nucleotide messenger RNA. Its product is annotated as tRNA pseudouridine(38/39) synthase. Gene Ontology annotation, biological process: tRNA pseudouridine synthesis; mRNA pseudouridine synthesis. The transcript is spliced from 6 exons. Gene Ontology annotation, cellular component: nucleus; cytoplasm. Gene Ontology annotation, molecular function: RNA binding; pseudouridine synthase activity. Lineage: Eukaryota; Metazoa; Arthropoda; Insecta; Hymenoptera; Apidae. The record is from RefSeq and is a predicted model, not a curated record. Bases 334 to 1590 code for a protein of 418 amino acids.
UUCAUUCAAGGUUAUAUAGUAACUUUCUUUGAGGUUAUACGUCAUUUUUUUUAUCGAGAUUAUUUUUACACGAUUAUAUGUACGAGUAUAUUAAACUUGCUAAUGACACAUAUUUUUUAAAUGUUUUAAUACUUUGAUAUAUGUAAUAAACAUAUUCACAAUUUUGAAUUUUAAGUGAUGUGAUUAUAAAUUUAAUGAAUUGUAAGAAAUAUGAAUUGUAUUCUAUCAUAGUCAUAAGCUUUUGAAAUAUUAUAAAUUAUUCAAAUUGAAUUUUUUUUUUCAAUUUAAAUUUUCAAUAUAUUGUCUGAUAAUAUUUAUAAUAUUUAUAAAACUAUGAACAAAAAGAAAAACCAAGAAACUUUGGAGAAGGAACAGCUUCAAUUGCUCAGCAAAACGGAGCUGAUAGAAAAAAUAAUAAAAUUGGAAGAAGAAAAUAAACAACUGAAAGCAGUAAAUGAAAAAUCAAAGAAUAAAAAUACUAUUCGUAAAUUACAAAAACCAUUUGACUUUUCAAAAUGCAGUAAGAGGCAUAUUCUUUUGAAAUUUUACUAUCUUGGAUGGGAUUAUAAUGGUUUUGUUGUACAAGAGAGCAUUGAUAAUACAAUUGAGGAGCACUUAUUUGAGGCAUUAAUAAAAAGUUGUUGUAUAGAAUCGCGUGAAACAUCAAAUUACCAUAGAUGUGGAAGAACAGAUAAAGGUGUCAGUUCAUUUUCACAAGUGAUUUCCAUAGAUUUAAGGAGUAAAUUAAAUCCAGAAGAUCAAUAUAAAUUAGAAGAUGAACUUCCAUACUGCAAAAUAUUAAAUAGAUUACUUCCUUCUAAUAUAAGAUGUAUUGCGUGGUGUCCAAUACCUAGUGAUUUUUCAGCAAGAUUUAACUGUAAAUUUCGAACAUACAAGUACUUUUUCCCAAGAGGAAAGUUAGACAUAAAUUUAAUGGAUAAAGCUGUUAAAUAUACUAUAGGAGAGCAUGAUUUUCGAAAUAUUUGUAAAAUGGAUGUUGCCAAUGGUGUUAUUAACUAUCUAAGAAAAGUUAUCAAUGCAGAAGUAUGUAUGUAUCGUCGAGAUUUUAGAAAUGUUUCAGGAUAUGAUGUGUGCCAAUUAAUUAUAACAAGUCAAGCAUUUUUAUGGCAUCAAAUUCGGUGUUUAAUGGGUGUUUUGUUCCUUAUUGGUCAAGGAAAGGAAGAGCCUGAGAUUAUUUUAGAGCUUUUGAAUAUUGAAAAAUAUCCUAAGAAACCACAAUAUAAUUUAGCUCAUGAAAUACCAUUAAACCUUUGGUAUUGUGAGUAUGAUACUAAGGAAUGGUACAUUGAUAAAAAUGAAUUAAUAAAUACAAUAAAAUUUCUACAAAAGGAUUGGACUUUGAAUACGAUAAAGUCAGUCAUGAUUGAAAAUAUGUUAUCAGAUUUGGAAGAUUCAAUAGACUGUAAAGAUAUAUUUUUUCAAAGCGAUUGUUUAUUACUUGGUAUACAACCUAGAAUGUAUCAACGAUUAAUGAAACGACCCACUUGUGAGAGUUUGGAAAGUAAAAUAAAACACUACGAAAGUAAGAAAAAGAAGAAAGAGAAGCCAGAAAAGAACGAUGAUAAAUAA